CUGUACCUGAAUGUGAUGCUGGAGAACUUUGAACUUAUAUCCUCGCUGGGUUGCUGCUGUGGAGCAGAGAAUGUGGAGGCAGCGACUGAACAGAAGAUUUCUGUAAAAUUGUCACAGGAAAGGCUUCCCAAGUUAGCCUUGUCUUCCCAGAAGAGCCACCCCUGUGAGAGUUGUGGGGUAGUCUUGGGAAAUAUUUUCCAAGUGAUGGAGCUGCAGGGAACACAAUACAGACAGAUACUGUUGAGGUGUGGGGCAUGUGCAAAACAAUUUUAUUUCAGUGCAAAAUGUCACCAGCAGCAUGUGAGAGAGAAGACUUCCAUUAGAGGCCUGGAAAGGAUCUCACUUGCAAAUAGCUGCAAUUUCAAGGUGUCUCAGAAUCAUUUCACCUGUGGGGAGGUUGGUCAGGGUAUACAUUCCUGGUCAGGACAUCUCCACCUAAUGGCUACUCAGACCAGAGACAGGCCAAAAGAGAUUUCGAAGUGUGGGGUGAAGUUUCAAAGGAGAAAAAAAAACUACGCAAGAAAAGAAUAUAACAAAGUCGUUGGCUGCAAUCACACGUUUAUACAGGAUAAAUGUUUCCAUGCUGGAAGUCAGUGUUUUCUGUGCUGUGAAUGUGGAAAUUAUUUUACCAAGUUUUCUAGCUUUCAUUAUCAACAGAGAGUUCACACUGGAGAAAACCCUUAUGAGUGCAGUGAAUAUGGGAAUACUGUUACCAAUAGCAGUGGCCUUCGUUGUCAUCAGAGAGUUGACACUGGAGAAAGGCCUUAUCAGUGCAGUGAAUGUGGGAAUUCUUUUACCAGUAACACUACCCUUCAUCGUCAUCAGAGAGUUCACACUGGAGAAAAGCCUUUCCAAUGUAGUGAAUGUGGAAAAUCUUUUACGACAAUGCAUAGCCUUCAUUGUCAUCAGAGACUUCACACUGGAGAAAGUCCUUAUGAGUGCAGUGAAUGUGGGAAAUCUUUUACCCGGAGCAGUAGUCUCUGUAAUCAUCAAAGUUUACACACUGGCGAAAGGCGUUACGCAUGCAGUGAAUGUCCAAAAUCUUUUACCACUAGCACUGAUCUUGGUCGUCAUCAGAGAGUUCACACUGGAGAAAAGCCUUAUAAAUGCCGUGAAUGCGGGAAAUCUUUUGCCAGUAGUAGUUGCCUUCGGUGUCAUCAGAGAGUUCACACUGGAGAAAAGCCUUCUAAAUGCAGUGAAUGUGGGAAAUCUUUUACCACUAGCAGUGAUCUUCGCCGUCAUCAGAGAGUUCAUACUGGAGAAAAGCCUUAUAAAUGCAGUCAGUGCGGGAAAUCCUUUACCACUAGCAGUUAUCUUCGUUGUCAUCAGAGAGUUCACACAGGAGAAAAGCCUUAUAAAUGCAGUGAAUGUGCAAAAUCUUUUAUGACUAGCAGUGAGGUUCGGCGUCAUGAGAGAGUUCACACUGGAGAAAAGCCUUAUAAAUGCAGUGAAUGUGAGAAAUCUUUUACCACUUGGAAUGGCCUCCAUUAUCAUCACCAAUUUCACACUGCAGAAAGGCCUUCCUAAUGCAAUGAAUGUGGGAAAUCUUUUACCACUAAGACUUACCUUCAUAGUCAUCAGAGAGUUGAUACAGGAGAAAAGGCUUAUAAAAGCAGUGAAUAUGGGAAGUCUUUUACAAGUAUCAAUGAUCUCCCAAUAUCAUCAGAGAGUUCAUACUGGAGAAACCCCUUAUGAGUGCAAUUAACAUAAGAUAUCUCUCAUCCAAAUUCUUAAUUUGUGAGACGUUUCUUAGUUUUGUAGGAUAUGUUCCUCAGGUCUUAACAAUAGCAUAAAAAAAUUGCAAAAUCUAAUUUGUCUGCAUUAUAUCUCAUAUUUAAACACUUACAUUAUGUAAAGUCCCCACAAGUGUUUCUGCUGUUGUUUUUUAUACUUGAACCAUAUGUGUAUGUUGCACUUUCUAACAUACAAAUGUCUUGCCAUAUCGUCACUGCGUAUUUCUGUUGCUGAAGGUAUUUCAUCUGCACCCCGUGUAAGGUCCCUACAGAUGGUAUUGGUCACCAUCCUCAUGUGCUCGGGGAAGCUAACUCUGUUGUCUGGUUUGUUGACGAAAAUUAGGAAUACCUGAUCCCUAGGAACUGUGAAUUCUUUUCACUCAGGAGUUGCCACGUAGAACACGUUAGUGUUGGUGAACUGCCAGUCUCAUGUGUCUUUUGGUUUGUAAAAUAAUGAAGGCUUUUUACUAAGACGUCUUUAAUCUUGGAUGUUCUAUUUACUAUGUGGGUUAGUUUAUAAGGAGAUCUGGGCUCUCCAAGCAUGAUGAGGUGAGAAGCAUUUUUGAGAUCUCAAACAUUCUUUGCCCUGGAGGGAACGGUAUGGUGCAGAAAUUAGCUCAGCAGUUUUUGCCUAAUUUACACUGCUGCCCAUAUUUUCCCAGGAAACACUGUGGACUCUCUGGUCCUCAUGUGAAGAUGGAUGUUUUGAGACACAGAGAUCACUCCAAAGAGGGGGUAGCUGUGACAACCUCAAGUAUGUCUGGGAGCACUGAAUUUUUUUUCCUGUUUUCAAGGAAGAGAUGCUAAGACAUUUGAAGGGAACCUCCUCCCCAUGUCUUACAGAGGGCCAUGUGCCCUAAUGCCUACAUUUCCAUGGGUGAUGGUAACUGGUUGGAGGACCAUAGCAGUUAGCGGAAACCAUUUUCAUGCAGAACCACUGGCAUAAUUGGUGUUGGAGGUGAAUACAGCUCACUAGAUGGAAUGUUCCUCAUAGAAACGUGCAUCCAGGAAUGUUCUGAGGAAACGUGUAUAGGAGCAUCUAGGGUCUCCAGGCAUGUUUAUCUUCUGUGGAUGCAUUGUCAUUGGUUAUCAUCAAGAGGUUUUGUGAAUUCCUGUAGCCUCUCAGAUGUUCCCCUCAGAGCCAUUGGUGAGCUGGCAGAAAAGCAAAGAUGAAGGUAAAGGGUGUCUUUAGUCCAGGGACGUGGCUUUUGUGACCCAGCCAGCAUUCUUGUUGGUUUGGUUGAAUGUGCUCCAUUGUUUGUUAAAUUUUCUGUCACUAGGCAAGACAGUUGCCCAGAGGGUAUAAGAAGGUGGAUUGAAUAUAGAUUUGCCAAGCCUAUUUUUCCAAUACAGUGGAACAAACACACUUCUUAAUCUGGAACCAUUUUUAAAAGCUAUAAUGAGUAAUAUACAUGUGUUUAGUAUAGCGUUUCAUAAAUCUUGAUGUGUGCGUGAAAGUGAAAUCAUUAUUAUACUCGUAACACUGACCAUAUCUGUCACUGUGCACUUGCUUCAUGACC
Molecule: messenger RNA, 3253 nt
Organism: Myotis lucifugus (little brown bat)
Lineage: Eukaryota; Metazoa; Chordata; Mammalia; Chiroptera; Vespertilionidae
Product: zinc finger protein 501-like
Exons: 2
Coding region: 16-1527 (503 amino acids)
Biological process (GO): regulation of transcription by RNA polymerase II
Molecular function (GO): RNA polymerase II cis-regulatory region sequence-specific DNA binding; DNA-binding transcription factor activity
Source: RefSeq, a predicted model, not a curated record